This is a messenger RNA of Pantherophis guttatus, 1187 nucleotides long. RefSeq names its product aminoadipate-semialdehyde dehydrogenase-phosphopantetheinyl transferase (gene AASDHPPT). The record is from RefSeq and is a predicted model, not a curated record. Lineage: Eukaryota; Metazoa; Chordata; Lepidosauria; Squamata; Colubridae. Gene Ontology annotation, cellular component: cytosol. Gene Ontology annotation, molecular function: magnesium ion binding; holo-[acyl-carrier-protein] synthase activity.
CGCACUUUGCGUUUCCGCCCUCUCCCGCUUCAGGUUCAACUUCGUUUAGAGAAGCAGAAGAUGAGUGAUGAUUGGAAUAUGUAUGUUUGACAGCAUCACCUUUUAGGGUGUGUCCUUGGAGCUCCUCGCCAUGGAAAGUAUACGCUGGGCAUUUUCAUACCGCACCUGGGCCCCUUGCUGUGAGGAAUGGUUGUUAGCCAUGCGCCUUGUGCAGCCUGAAGAGAAAAAACGCAUUGAACAGUUUGUCUUUGGUCGGGAUGCCAAAGCUGCUAUGGCUGGCCGCCUGAUGAUAAGAAAAUUAAUUGCAGAAAGGCUGAAGAUUCCUUGGAACAAAAUACAGUUACAAAGGACUUCACAAGGCAAACCUGUCCUUAUAGACACAUUAAGCAGCACCCAGUCCAACUUCAGCUUUAAUGUUUCUCAUCAAGGAAAUUACACUGUACUGGCAGCUGAACCUGAUUGUCAGGUUGGCAUUGAUAUCAUGAAGACUACGAUGCCAGGAAGUGGUUCAAUUCCUGAUUUUUUUCAGCUUAUGAAACGGCAGUUCACAGAAGAAGAAUGGCGAGUUAUCAAGUCCAUGAAGAAUGAAUGGCUUCAGUUGGAUAUGUUUCAUAGGCACUGGGCAUUAAAAGAGAGCUUCGUGAAAGCCAUUGGUGUUGGAAUAGGAUUUGACCUUCAAAGGAUUGAGUUUAAUGUGUCCCCGGUGGAGCUGGAAGUAGGAAAAACAUACAAUGAAACUAUUGUACACUUGGAUGGUGAAGAAGAAAAGGAGUGGACAUUUGAGGAGACCCGAUUAGAUGAUUGCCACCAUAUUGCAGUUGCUGUUGGAAAAUCAGGAGAGUUUGGAAAGUACCACUCUGGGAUGAUCCCCAGCAAUAAGCCUGCAUUUACAUUACUGACAUUCAAUGAUUUAGUUGCCUCUGCUAUUCCUCUUACACCAGAAGACCCUGCUUGCUGGGAAAGCUUUUGUUCUAGACAGGAAAUGCCAACACGACAGAGUUGCACUCCAAGAUGAGAGAAGCUGGAUUUACCGAAAAAGAAAUUGAAAGCCUUCAAUUGUUAUUUUACCAAUAGCUAAUUGGUGUGGAAAUGUAUGGGGCGAGAGGGAGAGCACUUGGGGGGAAAAACCUUUUAAAAUUGUUUUUCUUGCUGUGUAUACAUUUGUAAAUAUUUUCCCAUAUCUUUCA